AAUUACGAAAAGAGUUGCAGGAGUUUAUUGUGACAGCAUUGGAGCUAUUUACAUGUUUCAUUUUCACUUUAGUCCAAACCAAUUAGAUACUGUGAUAGUUUGGACUUGUCCGGAAGAAACGUAUUCACUGUAACGUAUUGAAGGAGUACGCGUGUAGUAUGUCAUGUUAAUGACGUUUCUUUUAGCCAGUAUAAGGCUUGAAGCUAACCGCUAACAGCUAGCUUAGACGAGAUCACCGGUACAGGCGGACCUCUUUGUCUGACAGGGGAAGGCGUGCUCUUUUGUUAGCUUUUUCCCUUUUGUCCGCUCGGGAAAGAGGAACUGUCGGGUCAGGAUUUCACAGUCACCCGUAUUCUGGGAUUUUCUUUUUUUUUUUUUUUUUUUUUAGAAAAUGCAGAAAAAAUACUUUACAGAAGGCCUUAUUCAGUUGACAAUCUUUCUCAGUUUAGUUGGAGUUCGAGUAGACAUCGACAGCUACCUAACCGGCUACUAUUCGCCCCUGGCUGAGAUUAACUUGGGUCCUAGCUCAGCCUACACUCAGACACCCUUUCACGUUUUAAGAGACACGCUUGACGGAUACGGGGUGCAUCCAAAAUGCCCCGAGCUGGACUAUUUCUUCGCCAGCCGUCGCCUGCUUGAUGAGGUGAGGACCCUCGGCUCGCCGCGGUUCCACACGCAGCUGAACGCGUGGCUGGUUCACCAAGUUUCAUCCACAGGGCCUUCGACCAGCAACAACCCUGACACCAGCGCAGGGCUAGAAAGCACCGAGAAUGAAGCUGGAGAGGCCAACGAGCACCUGCCUGUCAGAGGCCAAGACGUACCCUGCCAGCCUAACUCUGAGCUGGCACAGGGGCCUUGUGGUGCUGGAGCCUUCCUGAGUGAGGAUGAAGUUAAGAUCAAAGAAGAGGAGGAAGCGGUUCCGCUCACUCAGCUGACUGACAGUUCAACACUAGAACACGAGAGUCUGCUUGAAGGCAUUACCACGCUGUCUGAGCCGGACCAAGUUCCUCCUGCUACUGAUAGCAACUGGAACAAUUUGCUCUCUGUUUCGGAUCUGGAUGUUUUGGACUCUCUUGUUACUGAUCGUCUCUUGGAGCUCGACUCGGACAUCAGCAGCGCCAUCAGCCAGGAUGUCAGUUUGCAUGACGCCAUGGCAUCCAGUGUUGGAGCAUUUGGUCCAGCAUCCGGAUCAGCGGAGUCCAGGACGGUCGGUCAACAGCAAAGAACCCUUCUAUGGCUGGAAUCCACAAACUCCUCGCUCUCUGAUUCUUUGCCAGGGAUGGCCGUGGGCCUCGCUGCUCUGCCCUUUGCCUCGGUGUGUAAUUUAACUGGAAAUAUGACAUCACAGGGCACACUGGGUGACUGUCUGGAUGAGGCAGUGUUUGACCAAAUCAAUCAGCUGGGUUUGGAGGGCCUGGACACAAUUGACAAUCAGCUAAACUACCUUGAGUGCUUAGACUCUCGAGCCUUUGAGGACUUGGACUCCGACUCAGGACUCUCCUUGGAAAGCAGCUAUGGAUGUCCAGUGUCUCCAGGGUCUUCUGAGAUGUCAUCAUCCUCCAGCUUGUACUGUGAAGAAGAGGGUGGAGCCACAGGCUACAGCAGCGAGGUGGACUUCAAACCAUCUAAAGGCAUAAUAGACCACAGCACAAUGUGGCCACCUGUUGACCUGAGUGAGAGUGUGUGGCACGACCACAGCUACUCGUCUCCCCCUCUCAGCAGGUCAUCUUUAAGUCUGCCCUGUAAAACCGAGGAGCCAGAGGAGGACACCGGACCCCACCUGGAAGAACGGGAGCUGAGCCGUGACGAGAUGCAUGCCCGUGCCAUGUUCAUCCCCUUUUCUGUCCUGCAGAUUGUCAACAUGCCCGUGGAAGAGUUCAUGGAGGUCCUUGACAGCCACAGCUUCUCCCCAGAACAGGUGACUCUCCUGAGGGACAUCCGGAGGCGGGGCAAGAACAAACUUGCAGCACAAAACUGCCGCAAGCGUAAGCUGGAUGCCAUCACGGGGCUCGAGGAGGAAGUGGAGAGGCUGCAAGCUCAGAGGGAUAGACUGCUGAGGGAGAAACGGCUUACAGCCAAGACAAUGGGUGCUGUGGCCCACCAGUUUAAGCAGCUGACCCGGGACGUCCUGUCUCGACUGAGGGAUGCUUCAGGUCGGCCCCUGAACCCUGAGAGGUUCACCCUGCAGUGCGGGGCUAACGGGAGGAUUGCAGUUCAGCCUAUCAGACAGCCGGCUGUCACCACAUCAGCUGGCAAAAAAACAGACAAGAGAAAGAAGGAAAAGAAGCAGUGAUGCUCGCUGAGACUUAAGCUUUAGGUUUUUUGGAUGUUGCUGAACUUUACUAACCCUGGCUUUGGGGUUUUACUUCCGCAAAAGUUGCAAUGGGAGCCUAAUUUUUCAGAAGCUGCAGAAACAAGAGACUCGAAACAUAAAUUAAUAAAAAAAACAAAUCUUGUACAUAUGGGGAAAAAAGUAGCUUAAACACUGGACAAUUGUUUGCUUAUUAAAGAUGGGCAAGGCAUGCAGGGUUUAAGGGAACAGGUUAGCUGCUGGAAACGGUAUCAGUCUCUUUGUGCCUGUUAAGAUAUGAAUUAGGACAUUUACUGCCAAGUGUGACAGUUACUGGUUAGAGCAGUUCUUGGUGGUUCUGUUUGCCCUGUACUUGGCCUAUUUAGUCACAUUGAAGGGUAAAGAUUGUAUUUAUAAAUGAUUUGAUGUUCUUGAACUUGAAGUUCUUAUAUACAUCAUGAGACUUUUUUAAUAACUUAAAAUGUAACUGAAAAGAAAGUUAAAACUCCACCAAAUGUUUCUUUCCAACAUUUUAGACAUCAGAGAAAGGUUAACUUUUUGAGUUGAAAUGAAAACAUAAAAUAGUUUGUGUCUACAAUCUUUGUGAUGAUGUAUAACAGACCAAUGAUUAAAGAGGCCUUAGUGUGAUUUUGGUUAUUUUGAGGGAAAAUGAUCCUCAGAUGCAUGUUUUCCAUUAAGAGUUUUAAAGGUUACUGGAACAAAUAGAAGUUCUACAUCGAUUGGUCAUGAGCGCACCUAGACUUAAUCUCUUCAUUUGAAACAAUUUAUGUUUUGGCAUAUAUUCUACCUUAUGCUUCUGUUCAUUUUUGGCUAAAUUUAAAUGGUCUUUUGUUACCUUAAAAAGCCAUAUCAAUGUUGCUCUAAGGUAAAAGAAAAUCCAAGAAAUUGGUUGAAAUCUUAUGUAUGUUCUUUAAAUAUUUUGAAAAUAGUUCUUAGGGGGAUGCACCUAUCAAAGUUUUAUGGACAACUUUUUGAUCUCCAAUUUUUGCUAACUUGGACCUGCUGAUAACAGAAUGUUGCUGAUUCAAAUUUCUCUUUGACAACUGUAAGAAUAGACGACAUAAGACGAUAUUCAAACUACCCCUCUAUUGCCAUAAAUAGUCAUCUAUUAUAUCAGGAGCAGAGAAAACUUCACAGAAUGUCAUUCGCUUUUACAAAAAAAGAGAACAAUAUUUCAGGAUCCACGACAGACAUGUUGAAAGCUCAAAUGGGUACAAUAGAUCAAUUUUGCUGUACUGCUAAACCUUCCUACUAUCUUCUGUAAGUCUUGCUCUCUCUUGCUCCCUGAAUGAACUGCAGACAUGCCUCAACAUUUCACUGAAAACUUCUCCAUACAACUUUAAUGUAGAAAUUGUCCUUUUGUUAAUUGAUGCUCCACUUGGUCACAAUAAUCUUACCUGCCUGGUCUUUUCUACAGGCAAUAAAAUGACCUUUAAAUAAGUACGGGACACAACCCUACUUCAAUAAAUCGAUUGGUGAAAGGUUACAUGUCCCUAAACAGACCAACUUCAUUUGCUUCUUAUUAUGGGCGUUGCUUUUGAGAUUAUCAGAGAACUGAGAGGUUACCAUUUAAUGCAUGAAAGAUAUUCAUUCCUGGCAGAAACAAGUUGGAGUGCUUAAUGUGAUGAAUUGUUUUAAAUUUAGCUGUUUGUUUCCUUUUUUUUUUUUUUAUAAAUCGUUUUUCCUGAAAUAUUUGACUUGAGUGAUUGUUGAACAUACGUUGAUGUGUGAUUAAAAGGAAAAUAAACCUA
This is a messenger RNA of Girardinichthys multiradiatus, 4062 nucleotides long. It is a transcript of the gene nfe2l3, whose product is annotated as nfe2 like bZIP transcription factor 3. Gene Ontology annotation, biological process: regulation of transcription by RNA polymerase II. NCBI's taxonomy places the organism in Eukaryota, Metazoa, Chordata, Actinopteri, Cyprinodontiformes, Goodeidae. Gene Ontology annotation, molecular function: RNA polymerase II cis-regulatory region sequence-specific DNA binding; DNA-binding transcription factor activity, RNA polymerase II-specific. The record is from RefSeq and is a predicted model, not a curated record. The transcript has 5 exons. The coding region runs from base 392 to 2293 and encodes 633 amino acids. Gene Ontology annotation, cellular component: nucleus.